UGUGGAUUGUGGUGGCGGUCACCAUGCAGCAGCCGUACAUUGGCGCUAUUUUUGCAAGAUUUGCAGUUUUGGGUAUGUAUAAAUGGUCUACGAGGAUUCUAGAGCGCAGUCGAGAGUUCAAUACGGUUCGAGUACGUCGCAAACAGCCUCCAGAUACGAUGAACAUUCACGGUGCGAACUACUACGUUCCAAUUCAGGACGAAACGUGUGAGAAACAGCACAAUGAUUUUGAUAAACCCCGCUACACGCCACGUAUUUUGGGAAGGAGAUUUGCCUUGACAUCAACAGCGUAUAAAUUUUUGGAUGUGGGAAUCAACGCGGGACCUAUGUCCUCUGUGGAUAUACUUAUUGGCGAUAACCGAGGCAAUCGGAUAAAUCUGCCUCAUGCAACGUGGAUGACGUUUAUUGAAAGACGUGCAGAUAUUCAGCGACUCAUGCAGUCACCAGCACCAUCAUCGCUAGCGUUUCGAGAUCUGGAACUCGUUAAAUUACGUGACGAUGAUAUUAUAAAAUUGACAUCGUGCGCCACCAGCUUGUACAUGAAACCGUCAACAGUACUUUUCUUGUUCGAACUAGAACAUUGCGUCAGACACGAAUAUUUCAGACUGUAUCAUAUUACACAUGAAGUAAAUAUGAAAUUUAAUCAAUUUGUAACCAUUUUACAGCGAAAAUGUAUCAUCGACAAAUGUAAAGCGGCAGAUUUGCCGUCUUGCGUGAAAUUUAUGAUGAAAAUUCUCAAAUAG
Temnothorax curvispinosus is the source of this 743-nucleotide messenger RNA. RefSeq lists its product as uncharacterized. The transcript has 2 exons. The record is from RefSeq and is a predicted model, not a curated record. NCBI's taxonomy places the organism in Eukaryota, Metazoa, Arthropoda, Insecta, Hymenoptera, Formicidae. The coding region runs from base 24 to 743 and encodes 239 amino acids.